CGACCGCAAAUUCCAAGUGGCCCAUUCUCGUGAAGAACGUUCCAUGUGCCCAUCCAUACUCCCUCAGGGGCAUUCCCGGAAUUCUCUCAUUUGCGCGCCUGUCAUAUCCCUACAUUAUCGUCCCUCUGUCUAAGAUUUUCUCUCUCCUCACCGUCUUUAUCUCAUGGAAGCUGCCAAUCUCUAGUCUCCGGUGUUCCCCACCCCCAAAUCUCGCUUGCUAGGUCGGUCGCGAGUCUUCUUUCGUCCUUACUCCACUCAUAGCGCUCUUGCCCUCCUUUGAUGGCGGCCGCGGUGACCGAUCCCUGAAACCCUCGCCAAGAAACACGAAGGGAUCGAGAAAUCGAAGCCUAGUUCGAUCAGAAUCCAUGGUGGUAGUGGUGGCGGCCGCGUAGAUGGGGUCGCUGGGGACGGGGAUUGCGCUGAAGAGGGCGCCGCUGCUCCGGUGGUCGCCAUCAGCCGGCGUACGGUCAUUCUUCCACCGGCACAGAUCCAGGCUAGCUCGGUUCCUCCUCUUCGAGAAGGUUGACUACAUCCAAUGGAUUUGCACCAUGGCCGCGUUCUUCUUCGUUGUCGUAUUCUUCCAGGCCUUCUUGCCGGGUCCUGUGAUGGAGAAAUCGGGGGAGAGGGAUCCAGGAAUCUUGGCGGGGAUCAGGGAGUUGGAUUUCGGGGAGGGGAUCAGGUUCGUGCCGUCGAAGCUGCUGGAAAAGUUCGAGCGGGAGAGGAGGGAGGCAAAUUUAUCGUUGAUGGCCUUGGGCAGACCCGUGAAGCGGGUCGGGCUUCUAAAGCCGCGGCUGGCAUUGGUGGUUGCCGAUCUGUCGCCAGAUGCCAUGCAGUUGCAGAUGCUUAGCAUUGCAGCUGCUUUAAAGGAGAUUGGGUAUGAUAUCGAGGUUUUUUCAUUUGAAGAUGGCCCUGCUCUUGCUGGUUGGAGAGCUAUAGGAAUACCUGUUUAUUUUCUGCCUGUCGACACAAAAACAGAAAUUACUGUUGAUUGGUUUGACUAUAAUGGCAUUCUUGUGAGUUCUCUCGAGGCAAAGCCUGUACUUUCAUUUCUUCUGCAGGAGCCUUUCAAAUCUAUACCUGUCAUAUGGACCAUACAGGAGAGGUCCCUAGCUCUUCGUCUUAGUCAAUAUGCAACAAAUGGCCAGGUUCAGCUUAUAAAUGACUGGAAACAAGUUUUUAGCAGAGCUACUGUUCUAGUGUUUCCAACCCAUUUAUUGCCGAUGAUGUAUUCAGAAUUUGAUUCAGGUAACUAUUUUGUUAUUCCGGGUUCUCCUGCUGAAGCAUUGGGAGCAGAUGAAUUUUUUGCUAUUCACAGUGACCAUGAUUUAAGAGUUAAUAUGGGUUAUGGAUCAGAGGAUUUUCUUAUUGCUAUUGUCAACAGCCAAUUUACAUACAGUGGUAUGUGGCUAGAGCAGGGACUCGUCUUGCAAGCAUUAGCACCACUACUCAAAGAGUUUCUACCUGUGAAAACUUCUCAUUCUAUGCUGAAAGUUCGCAUUUUGAGUGGGAAUUUGACUAGUGCAUACAAGAUGGCUCUAGAGACCAUUGCUUUAAAAGUUGGCUAUCCAAGGGGCAUUGUGGAGCAUCUUGUUUCUGAUGAAGACAUGAACAGUUUUCUUGGAAUAGCAGAUCUUGUAAUAUAUGGUUCAUUUCUUGAGGAGCCAUGCUUUCCCAGAGUGCUAAUGCAAGCUAUGAAUCUUGGAAAACUAAUUAUUGCUCCUGAUCUGGGCAUGAUAAGAAAAUAUGUUGAUGAUAGGGUGAAUGGAUAUCUUUUUCCAAAGAAGAAUGUUGGCAUGCUCACCCAGCUUGUACUUCAAGUCGUCUCAAAUGGAAAAUUGUCUCUACUUGCCCAGAAAAUUGCAUCAAUUGGCAAAGUGGAUGCCAGAAACCUAAUGGCUACUGAAAGUAUCCAAGGCUAUGCAUUGUUACUAGAAAAUAUUCUCAAAUUUCCAUCAGAAAUUUCAUCUCCCAAGGAUGCCAAGGAGAUCCCUUUAAUACUGAAGGAGGAAUGGCAAUGGCAUCUGUUCGAAAACAUUGCAGACACAAACAAUCUAAGUAGAAGUCUCAGAAGCGAAAAAAUAUUAGACAAGCUUGAAGAGGAGUGGAGUCAUAGUCAAAUGGAAAAUUCAUCUGCAUUGAAGUUUGAUGAAGCAUUCUCCUCAACAGCUUGGGAGGAAGAAAAAAGAAUCGAGAUGUUUAAUGCCAGAAUGAGAUUAGAAGAAGAAGAGUUGAUGGACAGGAGUGAUCAGCCUCAUGGAACAUGGGAGGAAGUUUACCGGAAUGCCAAAAGAGCUGACAGGGCAAGGAAUGCAUUGCAUGAGAGGGAUGAUAGGGAACUUGAACGGACAGGGCAGCCCCUGUGUAUAUAUGAACCUUAUUUUGGGGAAGGAACAUGGCCUUUUCUGCAUCAAACCUCGCUUUAUCGUGGAAUUAGCCUGUCCUCCAAAGGCCAAAGACCUGGAGCUGAUGAUGUAGAUGCUUCUUCCCGUCUUCCACUCCUUAGCAAUGUGUAUUACCGAGAUAUUCUUGGUGAAUAUGGAGCCUUUUUUGCUUUGGCUAGCCAGAUUGAUCGUGUUCACAAGAAUGCUUGGAUUGGGUUCCAGUCUUGGAAAGCAUCUGCAAGGAAGGCUUCCUUAUCUAAGAAAGCUGAAACUGCACUUCUGGAGAGCAUUGAAGCCAAGCGGCAUGGAGAUACCCUUUACUUUUGGGUUCGAAUGGACAAGGAUCCAAGAAAUCCUCUGCAACUAGAUUUUUGGACAUUUUGUGAUGUCAUUAAUGCAGGAAACUGCAGAUUUGCUGUUUCGGAGGCUCUUCAGAGGAUGUAUGAUGUACGUCAUGAUUUGAACUCUUUGCCACAAAUGCCUAAUGAUGGACAUUCUUGGUCUGUUAUGUACAGCUGGGCCUUACCAACAAGUUCUUUUCUUGAGUUCAUCAUGUUCUCAAGAAUGUUUGUAGACGCAUUGGAUGCCCAGAUGUAUGAGGAGCACCAUCAAAGUGGGCAUUGUUAUUUGAGUGUAUCCAAGGACCGCCACUGCUAUUCUCGUGUGCUGGAGCUUCUUGUGAACAUAUGGGCAUACCACAGUGCACGACGGAUGGUAUAUGUGAACCCUGAGACUGGAGAAAUGCAGGAACAGCACAAGCUGAACAGCCGGAGAGGUCAUAUGUGGAUCAGAUGGUUCUCGUAUGCCACCUUGAAGAGCAUGGACGAGGAUUUGGCAGAGGAAUCAGAUUCUGACCCCCCUGAUCGGAGAUGGCUGUGGCCCUCAACUGGUGAAGUCUUUUGGCAGGGUGUGUAUGAUAGGGAGCGAAACAGGCGCCAGCAACAGAAGGAAAGAAGGAAACAACAGAGCAGAGAUAAGAUUCAAAGAAUAAAAAAGCGAGCACGCCAAAAAACCCUUGGAAAAUACAUAAAACCACCUCCAGAGGAGACUGGUGAUUUAAACACUACCAGAGCUCUUUGAUCAGCAUUUCCUUAUAGACAAUCUUUUGAUGAUUCUUUUUUCCCCAUUUUUUCCAAUAUUUUUUCCCCUACCUAGUAGGGUGCUCGAAUGUGAUUAGAUUUGUACUUUUUUCAUUGUUUUUUGUUUUUGCAGCAUUGUAUUUUCACUACUGAUAAUUGGAGCAAAUCUAAUGACAAUUAAAGAUGUAAUUACACCAUUCCUUUCCGCUUC
Messenger RNA from Elaeis guineensis (African oil palm), 3671 nucleotides. RefSeq lists its product as uncharacterized. The record is from RefSeq and is a predicted model, not a curated record. Gene Ontology annotation, molecular function: glycosyltransferase activity. Lineage: Eukaryota; Viridiplantae; Streptophyta; Magnoliopsida; Arecales; Arecaceae.